Messenger RNA from Xenopus tropicalis (tropical clawed frog), 2316 nucleotides. It is a transcript of the gene ankdd1b, whose product is annotated as ankyrin repeat and death domain containing 1B. The transcript is spliced from 15 exons. Lineage: Eukaryota; Metazoa; Chordata; Amphibia; Anura; Pipidae. The coding region runs from base 113 to 1792 and encodes 559 amino acids. The record is from RefSeq and is marked provisional. Gene Ontology annotation, biological process: signal transduction.
CAACAUCAGAGAGUGAAGCAGGACUGGGAGGAUUAAGUGGUAUGCAAGGGCCAGAAGACGGCAAUAAGAGAAGGAUCCUGUUAGUACAUGGAAUAGGAGGCAGCCAAUGAAAAUGGUUAUGAGAAAAAAAGCAACAGCCCAGCAAGAACAGUGGGCAUCAGAAACAGGGGAGGAAGAACCAAGCAAGCAGAACCAUGCUCAGAAGGUGCUGAAUACGGUGACUGGGCUCGUACAGUCUGUACGCAAUAGAAAUGUCACUGAAAAUGACUCAGGAGACCACCAUGAAAUAUUGCUGCAUAAAGAAAUGGCCUUUCAUGACGCUGCUAAAAAGGAUGAUGUGCUAGCCAUGACUCGGCUGCUGGAACAAAAAGCUAACAUUAAUGCCAAGAAUAAUCUCAACAGGACAGCGCUUCACUUUGCUGUAGCUGCAAAUAAAAUGCAGGCCGUGUCCUUCCUCCUGAGCCACAAAGCACGAGUAGAUAUUGCUGAUAAGCAUGGCCUGACUGUUCUUCACCUGGCGGCAUGGUCUGCAGAUCUGACUAUUGUACAAAUGCUGAUCAAAGCAGGGAUCAGCCAAAAGGCUACUAAUCAGGAUGGAAUGAAUGUCUUGCAUUUUGCAGCUCAGAAUGAUAAGAACGACAUUGUGGAAUAUCUUAUUAAAGAUCUGCAGCUGAAAGACUUAAAUAUUCUUGAUAAGAAGAAAAGAAAACCAUUUCAUUUGGCUGCUGAAAAGGGACAUAUCGACAUGGUUACUAAACUCAUUGAGUUUGAACUCUUCACUCUGGAAAAAGACAAGGAGGGUAACACAGCUCUUCACUACGCAGCAAAAAAUGGCCAUAGCAGUGUUGUUGAGACUCUUCUGGAAAUAUGGAAAGAAAAUGAAAUAGAUGAGCCAAAUGAGAGUGGGGCAACGCCGUUCUACCUGGCAGCUGGAGGAGGCCACGUGGCUUGUGCAGAAUUACUAUUGCAUAAAGGAAGCAAUAUCAACACUACAACACAUGAUGGCUAUGGUGCAUUGCACAUUGCAGCACAGAAUGGUUUCACCUCCUUUGUCAGCUUUCUCUUAAACAAUGCAAUUGAGUCCAACCCCGAGCCUAAUGAGAGAAACAACCCCUUCCACCUCGCGCUCUUAAAUAACCACAUGGAAAUCAUUGACAUUCUGCUAGAGAGAAAGUACGACAUUAACGCCACAAACGCAAGGCAACAGAGCCCCCUGCACCUGGCAGCUGAAUAUAAGAACACGGAGCUGGUGGAAAAGCUCCUCAUAGCGGGAUGUGAUCUCACAAUCUCUGAUAAGCAAAAGAAAACCGCCCUGGGUACUGCCGCUCGGAGUAACCACAUCCUUAUCGUGGAUAUGAUUAUCAAAGCAGAGAGAUACUAUGGGCUGAUACAGGGGCCCAAUGAGAACAGCGAGCAGGGGGAUCAGGAGGAGAUUCUAACAUUUAAACAGGACCACUCCUCCAAGACCAGGCUGAUCCGAUCAGCGCUCUGGAACCUGGCGUAUAAACAUCUCAAGCCGGACGAAUGGAAAAAGAUGGCUCAGGGCUGGAAGUUCACAGAGGCUCAGAUUAAAGCUAUAGAGGAACAGUGGACUGGAAAAGAAAGCUACAAAGAGCACUGUCACAGGAUGCUACUCAUCUGGCUCCAUGGGGUUCUGCUGGCCAAGGAAAACCCGAUUAAAGCUCUCUAUGAGGUUCUGGUAGAAAUGGGGCACAAGGAGACAGCAGAAAACUUCCGAGCAGAAUGCACCAAUGGGAGUAACACAGAGGCCAAGAAAUGCUGCAUUUCAUAAGCAGGAAUCCAGCGACAGAAGGCUGCCGUCCCUGCACCCCCCCAACCGUAACGAGCCUCUCAUGGGAUCUACUGCCCGCCAUGAUCCAGUGGCACCAACCCACAGUAAUGAAAGGAACGAGUGCAGCAGCAGCAGCAGCAUCAUUUGCAUUUUGGGAAAAUAUCACCAAAUUUAGAUAUUUUUCAGCAACCAGACACAAUCCGACCAGAACUAAAUCUUGGUUACCCCGUACAGUAUCCUCCCUGGCAACAUGACUGUUAUAUACAGAAGACCCAGUUUAGCUGUGCUUAUACACAGGGUGAGCAGAUACCGCUUGUAUUAUUCCCUGCACAGGGUGCCAUGUUCCCAAUGUUCUUUCCCUUUACAUUGGAAUGAUUGUUAGCUUCUGAGCAUCGGUUUAUUAGCCCUACAGGUCACCUGGUCUUUGUGCCUAUGGGCUGCGCUGUAUGUGCUGAUAUGACUACAAACUCUCGGACUGUGUCUGUGUAUUUUUAUAUAUAAAGUUCUAUAUUUUUAAAAAAAAA